Molecule: messenger RNA, 5109 nt
Organism: Ostrea edulis (European flat oyster)
Lineage: Eukaryota; Metazoa; Mollusca; Bivalvia; Ostreida; Ostreidae
Product: basic salivary proline-rich protein 1-like
Exons: 19
Coding region: 164-2407 (747 amino acids)
Biological process (GO): cell surface receptor protein tyrosine kinase signaling pathway; intracellular signal transduction
Source: RefSeq, a predicted model, not a curated record
UUUCCGAGAGACUUAUCAAAAACAAAAUAAUUUUGAACCAGGAAGUGAAUUUUAGAAGAGGAAGUCGUUACUCCGCGUCAAAGGUUUAAUUACCCUUAAAAAAUCUGGAGUCAUGGAAUAACAGUUACUCAGUUCGAUUAUUGGAAGGAGACAACUGUGCAAGAUGAAUAAACCUCGAAGACAGCUGCCGAUUCCUGAUGGGGAUGCACCGAAGUCUGGGAGGCCACCCCCGCCAACACCCUCCUCUGAUGAUGACGCCCCUCCACCUGUCCCUGGGAGACGACCACCACCCCCAGUCCCUGAACCGGAAAAGCCACCUCCCAGAGAUCCCUUAGAACAUUCAGACUCAUCGUAUGAGUCAGAUUCAGACUUUGAUGCUGAUUCUGAUGAAAGUUAUGAGAAAAUGCGGGAUAAAUUAUCUCCCCCUGCUAUUCCAAAUCGAGGCUAUCGACAACAAACGGAAGACCUCCAUUCGCCAAUGUUCAAGCAGCGAUCCUCCAGACCUCCGCCCCCUGGGCGAUCACAUGACUCCUCACGCCCACCGCCACCAGGAAGAAUGCUUCCAAAUCUCCCACCAAUUUCAGCUGGAAAAAGAGAGGUUCCACAACCUCCUGCCAAGCCUGAUGACCAGGAAGUAUAUGACGAUGGAGAGGCAGGCGACAUUUAUGACGAGGAAGUGGGUAUCGGUCCGGAAGAUGUAUAUGAUGAUGGGGAGAUAGGGCAGGAGGUGUACAAUGAGUUGGAGGAGGAUAUGCCGCCCCCAAUUCCAGCUGCCCCAAGGAGAAAUCUACCACCCCCACCCCCUCAGACAGGAAGACCACUGCCACCUCCUGUGCAGGACGAUGUCUAUGAGGUGGAGCCUGAGCCUGAUCCAAUUCGCCCACAGACUACCCCUGAGGAAUCAGGGGAGAGUAUCUACGAAAUGGAACCAGUGGUCUCUGACCAACCAUCCAAACCACCCCCUCAGCUUCCAAACAGGCCUGCAGUGGCCCCUCCCCCUCAAGAAACAUACGAAAUUCAGGAUGAUGAGCAAGAAAACUACGACGAAUUUGAUGUUGCAGAUCAACAGGAAACUUACGAUGAAUUUGAACAAGGUUCCGGGGAGGUUUAUGAGGAUUUGGAUGAGAACGAAACUCCCAAGCCUCCCGGGAGAUCUGUUCCCCCACCUCCUCCAGUGCCAGCAAUGUUGUCUCACAAACCAACUCCACCUCCUCCAAAAAGUAAAGCUCCUCCUGCUUCCAAACCGGCCCCUAAACCCCCGAUUGGUGGAGGACCGGGAGGAAUUGAUCUCAGUGCUAUAACGGCAGUCAAACUGAAAAAAGUGGGAGUACCCAAAGAUGAUCGCCCUAAAGUCACCGAAUCGGACAAAAUCUACGAUGAAGGUGGAGAUGUCAAAUCUGCGUUUGAAAAAUUUAAAAUGAAAGAAUCUAAUGUAAACCAAGUGGACUUUAGGAGUCUUCUAUCUAAACCCAAACUUUCCCCCAAAGACAUUGGAAUUAAACUCUCCUCAGCAAAUCCUGCUGCAACAACAGCACAUGUGCCGCCCGUGAGCAAAUGGGGGCAAAUCAGGAAUCAAGGUGACCAGAGUAUGCACGCCUCCUCAAACAUCUUAAAAUCACAACCCUUUGAGCCUCACAAACCAUUAGACGGUGAACACACAGUGACAUCACAAAAAUCACCCUCACCGUUACCAUUCAAACCGAAGUACAGUGACUCCCAUCAAUUACCGGAUAUUCCGACACCGACUGUGCGAUUGUCGCCACUUCCUGAUACAAUUCAGAAAAAGGAGGUACCUGUACCUCCCAGACACACCUCCCCAAACCAUGUAACUCCGCCCAUUCCUGCGGCAAGGCGGUCCCCCUCCCCAUCAAAAGAUUUGCCUCCCCCACCCCCAUCCAUCAAAUCAGUACCCGACAAACCCCCAGCUGUACCCUACACCCAGGUCAAACCAAACACAAAUGUAACCAAUGGCAACAAGCUGGGUAUCCAGGAGGAUCACAUUUCAUCCGAGGAAGAUGAGGACGAUGACAUUUAUGAUGAUGCCAUUUCUAAUCGAGACCCCCUGCUUGGUGAACCAUGGUAUUUCAAGUCGUUAAAGGACAGAAAAACCGGAGAUAAAUUAUUACGAAAAGUUGGGAAGGAUGGGACAUUUUUAAUACGAGAAAGUACAAAACAAGGGAAUUUCCAACCUUAUACAAUGAUGGUCCUGUAUCAAAACAGUAUCUACAACUUAAAGAUCAGAGUCAGAUCGGACGGCAAAAUGGCAUUGGGGGAGGAAAAACCAGACGAAAUGUCUUUUAUGGAUGUCCAGAAGCUGGUUAAAUAUCACCGGGAGACAGAGGUCAUCCUAGUCGGAAAUACGGGACAGCAUAAGACACUGCUUAAAUAUUCUCCGCCUCACAACUAGAUUUAAUGGACACUGGAGUGCGUAUGAUGUGUCUUGCGCAUGCAGAUUUACAUUCCAUUGCAUGAAAAAUAAUAUUGAUACAGAUUUAAUUUUUCUAUGCAUUUCUUUUUAUUUAGGUGUCGUAGUAUCGUGCUGAUAGUUUUGUUAGAUAAUUUUUGAUAAUGAAUGGCCAAUCUGAUACAUCAUUUACACUGAUCAAUGCAUUCCGUUACUUCUUCACAAAAAUGUUUUAUUACUAGGCUAAUGGUAACAUAGAAUGUUUGUGGAUCGAUGAACACUGAUGUAUUAGAGAAUAUAAUUGUGAAUUUACCAUACAUAAUACAUAUUGUCAUCUUUUUUCAGGAGUGAAUUUAGUAGAUUUAGUUAAGAUUUUGAAAGAAUUUUUUUUUUUAGAAAAUAUUAAGAAUUGUGGUUGGACAUGCUUGAAUGAUUCAAAGAAUGUUGAAGUGAUUAUGAUAUUUUUCAACAUUUAUACAGUAUAAAUCUAUUUACCGACAUGUAAAUAAAUAAAUGAGCAUAUAUAUAUAUAUAUAGAAGGUAAUUUUAAAUAUCAAUUUAUGUGUUCUCUUUGAUAUUUACUGGUCAGUCACGAAAUCUGUUGCGAGAUAUCAAGAAUUUAAAUCGUACAGUGUGAAUUUUUUUUUAUCUGUGUAAUAUUAUUUUGUACAUUCCUUUGUAAUGAUGUAGAGAGAGCAUGUGCAUAUUAAAUAUUUUUGAUAAGAUAUUUAAUUUCAAUAUACAUAUAUUGAUAUCUGUAUUAUAUAUUUUUAUAGCUAAACAUGCAGUACAUUUGCUUUAUAUAUGCAAUCUUAUACAUGUAGUUGUAAACAAUCUGCAACGAGGAAAUGUACUUUGUACAAUCGUUAGAUUUCAUGGGGGCUCAAUUUUCAUACCUGUAUCCCACGAAUUUUAAACCACAACGAAGUACAAAUUUAUUUGAUGUUUCAAUGUAUGGAAAUCAUAUCCACAAAAUUAAAUCCCAACGAAACUGUAAAAUUUUGACAAUCUCAAUAAUUGGCUGCCACGAAUUUAAAGAAUUUAUAGUGUGUUUUGAAGCAGUUAGUUAAAUCAAAUUUGAAUAUGGUCUUUUGUUUUGAAAAUAUAUGCAGGAUCCGAGUGUUGAGAUCAGAAACACAAGGGAAAUUGCUUAUAUAUUUCUACUUUCUGUUUGAUCUUUUUUAAGAUCGGAAACAUGCACGUAUAAAUAUUUAUAUUCUACUUUCUGUUCGAUCUUUUUUAAGAUCGGGAACAUGCACAUAUACAUAUUUAUAUUCUACUUUCUGUUUGAUCUUUUUUAAGAUCGGGAACAUGCACAUAUAUAAAUACUUUCUGUUUGAUCUUUUUUAUGUUUUCAAUAAACUGAAAGAUAUGUAAAUAGAUCUAGUGAAAAACAAUUAAUGGGAACAAAGUAACUUCAACGAACCAACUAUUUACAAUUUAUAUAAACAUUACCAGUAUACUAUGUGUGCAUAUUUAGAUUUAUGCUGAGUAUUAUGCAUUUAGUGCAUCGCAUAGAAAUGAAUUUAUUGAGGUGAAACCCAUUUAUUGAGGUGAAACCCACUAGACAAUUAAUGUUCAACACCUAGAAUGAUAAAAAAUAAAGUGAUUGUUAUUGUAUGUAAUGUUGACUUGUAUGUACCUCAUUCAACAUUAUUGCUGAUGUCAGCAAGAAAGCAGAAUUGUGAUAUUACACAGACACAAAAUGUCGUGAGCAUAUGUGUGUAGGUCACACUUAAUGUAAGCCUUAUGUUUAUUAAGUGAUAAACAUGCAUAGAAUAUAAGAAAUACUGUUUUAUUUUGCAUUCCAAGGGGCCAGUGAUGCUCUGACUUAAAGAUUAUGGACAAAACUACACCCAGAGAGUUAAAAAAAAACCAAAAAACUUGCUUCCUUUAAUAAAUAUCUGGGCCCGGGUUUAAUUUUGUUUACAAUCAAAUAAUUCCAUCUGCUGUUUAAAUCAAUUUUGAGUCAAGAAGCUUUCAAUCAAAAAUAUGAUAUGUAACUAUUCAGAAUUUUUUUAGUUUUGGAUCAGGAAUGGUGCCAAAUACAUAUGUUGAAUAUGAUCAAUUAAUACGAAAAUAUAACAAUUUUAACAAUCAUUUCUAGGUGGGGGGUUUUCCAUGUCUAUAGAUGGGGAACUUAAACUGUUAGAACAACUUUUUAAUUGUUAUAUCAACUAUUAAAAAAAAGUAGAAUAAUCAAAUGAAAGAAGGCUUGCACUGAACAUUUCUGAAAAAUGAUAACUACAAGUUACUAUUAACAUAUAUUGUCUAAGUUUUUUUUUUCCUUCUAGGGAAGUCCAGCAUAUUCUGGGGGUUUUGUAUAAAAAAAAUAUUUGGGAAUAAAUUUACCCAGCUCAUUAUUGAGUACAAUAUAGUGUCCAUGUGUGUGUGGCAUGUUAAUGAAUGUAGACCGGAUUUACAUGUAUUUUUUGAUGUGCAACAUUUGUGUUAAUUAUAUGCAGAACUCCUGAAUCAAUUUCAUGUUUCAGGCUUCAAUACAUUAUAAAAUAGAACAACACCUGGUGUUCUUUAGGCUCUGUUCAUUUGUGUAAUGUUUCUAAACCAAAUAUAUACUUAAAAUAUGUACAAUAAUCUUCCACCAGUAUACUUAAAGAAUAUACAUAGUUAUGUGUUUUGUUUUUGUAUUGGGUUUCUGUAAUGAUUAUGAAAAUAAAUCAUGGAAUAUUGGCCAGAGAAAAAAA